UAGCACGUUCGCCUUGACGUGUUGUCGUUUAUUUCCUGUUCUAGCUGGCGGCAUCGUUAGUACUUUCAUGCAAAGAUUGCGAUCUUAAAAAGCGAAUUAACCGGCAAAGUGGUGAUUUUCUCUUCGAUAUAGCUGUGACUAUUAUGGCGGGUGCCACCAUAAAGACUGUACACGCUAUUUUUCAGAGCAUGGAGUACGGACCAGCCGCAACUUGCAGCACUGCCACUGCACAGGCCUGGCUGGAUAAUCAUUCCCGCUCGCUGGGUCUUUUUAUUGAUGGCAAGUUUGUCCACCCGUCAGACAGACAGACUCGCUCCCUGAUGGACUCGAAAGGUGGUCUCGUGUGCAGCACGGUGUGUGCCACGCAGGCUGAUAUUUCAUACUGCGUAACCUCUGCCAUCAAGGGCUUUGAGGCCUGGAGUGGCCUGUCUUGCUACCAGAGGUCCCAAAUGCUGCAAAGGUUGGCGAGCGCUCUUGGGCAGCAUGGUCGGAGUUUUUCCGAGCUGUGCGACCUGUGUCGAGUCUCGUGCUCCUCCGCUACCCUUGUCAGAAUGUUGCAGUACUACAGCAGCUGGGCUCAGCUCAGAGACACUCUCAUCGCAAACUGGAUGCCACUGGGUGUGGUUUUAGUCGUCGUCUCUGACGACUGCAGUCUCUACUCCCUGAUGCUCAAAGUCUUACCAGCGUUAGCCAUGGGCAACUCUGUCAUACUCGUCCCCGGUCAAAGCACCGCCCCUGCGGCACUUUUAUUGGCUCAGCUUUUUGUGGGCGCAAGGCUUCCUGCGGGGGCCCUCAGUGUUUUAACUGGCAGUGACAUGUCAAUGGCUGCUGAUGUGGCCCAGAAUGCCAGCAUCAGCUACGUCACCUACAGCGGCAGCAAGGAGGAUGGUGUGAAGCUGUGUAAAGCUACAGCAGGGAUGGGUGUUCCGGUCUCUGUAACCCAAAACAUUGGCACAACGUGCCCUAUCAUCAUUUUCGAGUCUGCCGACAUCAACAGCGCCGUGGAUGACGUGUUGGAGACUGCGUUCAAGAAGAACAAAGAAGUGCAUUGGGUGCUGUGUGUGCAGGAGAGCGUGCUGGACAGCGUGAUGGCCCGUCUAAGGCUGCGCAUGGCAGGCUUGAAAUGUGUGGCGCUUCCCAGCGAUGGGGCCAGGGUGCUUGUGGACACUGCAGUGCAGGAUGCGCAAAACAAGGGGGCAAUGUUGUUGCAGUCCUGUGCUGUCCCUUCCGGUACACGGUACCCUCCUACGGUGUUAUGCGGCGCGGCCCCCUCCUCGCCAUGUGUGGUCACGCCCUCUCCUGGGCCACUGCUUCCUCUUAUGACCUUCAGAAGUAACACGGAGGCAGUGACUCUGGGGAAUCACAGUCCACAUGGCCAAGCAGCAUGUGUCUGGACUGAAGACCUCACUCUGGCUUUGGAGACAUCCAAGAGUCUGUCUGUUGGCUCAGUGUGGGUGAACUCACACCCUCUAUCUGAUCCGUGUCUCCCUGUUUCUGGUCACAAAGACAGUGGCACCUGCACUGACGGAGGGCAGGAGGGUCUGUAUCAGUUCCUGCGGCCGUCCUCUACAUGUGUCCUUCCUCGCGCUACCCCUGUUGCUCUGGACUAUGCAAAGUUUGGAACUGACGCCACCCCAUUUAUCAUUCCGGAUGAGACUGUCGGCACCGUCAAGUCCUUUGCACAGUUUAUUGCUGGCAAGGCAUGCAAAUCGGAGUGUGGCGCUAGUGUGGUGGUGCGUUCUCAAGGGGGCGGCAGCGUGUUAGGCUACUGUCCUGAUGGAGGCCAGAAAGAUGUCCGGAAUGCUGUGGAGGCAGCUAUCAAAGUUCAGCCUGGCUGGAUGAAAAAGUGUCCAUCUGCACGUGCCCAGUCCAUUCAGUCUCUGGCCAAGGGCCUUGAAGGGAAAAGACAGGACAUUGCCAAAGCAAUCAGUAGCCAAACUGGUAUACCUAUGGAAGAGGCUGAAGUGGAGGUGGAGCUCAGCAUCGCCAGGCUCCGUGACUGGGCAGCCUACUGUGACAAAGUUCACGGCGGAACUCUGCCUGUACCACAGUCUGGCUCGGGACUCUCCGUCCCCGAGGCGCUGGGAGUGGUGGGCGUGGUCCUUCCUGACAAGCAUCCCCUCCUCUCCAUGGCAACACUUCUUGGAGCGGCCCUCGCCUCCGGUAAUGCCAUCAUCGCGGUACCCAGUCAGGAGUAUCCGCUGCCAGCGUUGGCAUUCAUUCAGGUGCUCCUGUCUUCAGAUCUGCCGGCAGGCUUGGUGAACAUCAUUACAGGAAGAAGAGACAAGUUGACAAAGGCUUUGGCCAAUCACAGUGUCAUCAAGGCCAUCUGGUACUGGGGCAACAGCGAGGGCUGCCAGUACCUCCAGUACACCUGCACUAAACCGUUGAAAACGUUGCACCUGUUCUGUCAGACGGACAAGGACGGUAACCAUGGCAGCAGAGACUGGACUCACGCUUCCGUUCUGGAGGAGAUGUGGAGAAACGCCGUCCAGUGGAAGAGUGUGUGGAUUCCUACAGCUUAAAAAGUCAGAACGAAGACUGGAAGAGGAGGAAGAUGGCAAAAAGACUCUUUGGCUGGGAAGUUUUACUAUGCAAGGCAGGUUGAAGAAUAAAUCAAGAUUUGAAAGUGAACUAACUAACUGCUGUAAAAAGCCUGGAGUAAAAAAAAAAAAAAAAUUUUAAAAAGGGGUGGGGGCUUCACACGUAGAGUGCAGUGAACAAGUAUUGGUAUUAGAAAAAAAACCAUCCGAAUGAUUCCCAAGACUUUGGAAGAAUAUUAUAUGGACUGACAAGAUGAAAGUUGAGCUUUUUGGAAGCUGUGGUGUAAAUGUAGCACGGCAUACCAACGGUCAAACAUGGUGGCGGUAGUCUGGUUUUGGGCUGCUUUUUGUCCUUCAGGACCUGGACAACUUGCUAUGAUUGAUGGAACCGUGACUUUUGCUCUUUAAGAGAAAAUCCUGAAGGAGACUGUUUCGCCAUCAGUUUGUGACCUCAAGCUGAAGCGCACUUGGGUUCGCAGCAGGAUCCACAACACACCAGCAAGUCCACUGCUGAAUGGCUUCAAAAAACAAAAUGAAAGUUUUGGAGUGGUCUUGUCAAAGUCCAGACUUGAAUCUGAUUGAAAUGCUUAAAAAGGCCGUUCAUGCUGGAAAACCCUCCAUCUCUGCUGAAAUCCCCAAAAAUCUGCAAGGAAAAGUGGGCCAAAAUCUUUCCACAGAGGAGUGAAAGAAAACGUUGUUGCCCAAGCAGUUAUUAGGUUUAGGGCGCCAUUACUUUUGCGCACAGGGCCAGGUAACCGAAUCGUUUUUUUUUUCUUAAUAAACGACAUCGCCAUUUAAAAACUGCAUUUGAAGUUCACUUGGGUUAUAUUUGUCUAAUAUUUACAUUUGUUUGAUGAUCUUAAACAGUAAAGUGGGGGAAACUAUGCAAAAAUAUAAGAAUUUGAGAUACUUUUUCACAGCACUGUAUACAAUUAGCCGACGUCAAUAUUUGAUAUGAGUGAUGAAUUCAAAUGACUGUUUUUUUCAUUCUAUUUUGCAUUUUGUGGGCCAGCCAUUGAAAGGCAAAGCCAUCUGUAUAACUAUAGCCUCCAAAAAGUUGAAAAUACUCCCCUUAAACGUGAGAUCAGUAUGCUGUUUAAGUGGAGGUUGAUACUAGAUCUGGAAUCAAAUGACGGCCAAAGGUAUAUUUUACAACAGUGACGAAAGCAGGGAGUAGACCUUUGACUGACAUAACAAGCAAUGACUUUUGUUAUGAGGCACUGACAGAAACGGUAGUGGUACUUAAAAUGAAGGCUUUGGAUCGUGGUGGUAUGUUUUUGUCCUUUCAUAGCAUCAACGAUGACAGAUUUUGUGUCAAAUACAUUACUGAAAUAUAAUAAUUGAGCCUUCUUGAUGAUCAUGUACUUGUUUAUUUUGAUAACAAGUUCACAUUCUGUUUUCGGGUUAUGAGCCAGAGUCCUUUCUGUUUAAAAGUUAACAAUUAAAAAGUGAUGUCACAA
This is a messenger RNA of Phyllopteryx taeniolatus (common seadragon), 4003 nucleotides long. RefSeq names its product aldehyde dehydrogenase 16 family, member A1 (gene aldh16a1). Lineage: Eukaryota; Metazoa; Chordata; Actinopteri; Syngnathiformes; Syngnathidae. The record is from RefSeq and is a predicted model, not a curated record. Gene Ontology annotation, molecular function: oxidoreductase activity, acting on the aldehyde or oxo group of donors, NAD or NADP as acceptor. The transcript has 17 exons. Bases 144 to 2525 code for a protein of 793 amino acids.